This is a messenger RNA of Rubroshorea leprosula, 3084 nucleotides long. The record is from the annotation of a GenBank genome assembly. NCBI's taxonomy places the organism in Eukaryota, Viridiplantae, Streptophyta, Magnoliopsida, Malvales, Dipterocarpaceae.
UAUGAGGAUCUUCACAAAGCUCUCUGCACCACUCUGCCUCCUUUUUGUCUUCCUCUGUCUUAAAACUGCCUUCUCAACAACACAUCUCUGCUCUCAUGAGGAGGCUCUUGCUUUGCUUCAAUUCAAGACAUCCUUCUCCAUCAAUUACACUGCUUCUGAUCCAGAUUAUUGUGAUUAUCAACCUAAUUAUUCUAAGAUUGAGUCAUGGAAGGAAGGUAUAGACUGUUGUUCCUGGGAUGGGGUUAGCUGUGAUAAUGUCACAGGCCAUAUAAUUGCCCUUAAUCUCAGCUGCAGUUUCCUUUAUGGCACCUUUCCUUCCAACAGCACUCUUUUCUUCCUCAGAAACCUGCAGAGCCUCAAUCUUGCCUUGAAUGAUUUUAGGCUUUCCAAGAUUCCACCAGAAAUCAGUCAGUUUACUAGACUAAAGCAUCUUGAUGUCUCUUCUUCUCAAUUUUCGGGCCAAGUUCCGAGAGAAAUUGCUCACCUCCCCAAGUUAGUUUCUCUCAAUCUCUCUUACAAUUGGGACUUGAUCCUUGAAACAACUACCUUGAGAUAUCUUGUUCAAAAUUUGAGUGAGGUGAGAGAACUUGUGCUUAGUGGACUGAGCAUGACAUCUGUUAAUCCUCGUUUCUUCAUGAAUCUCUCUUCUUCUUUGACUACUCUUCGUCUUUUUAAUUGUCAGUUAAGAGGAAACUUUCCAAACAGUAUUUUCCGCUUUCCAAAUCUCAAGAGAUUUAGUUUAGGUGGAAAGGGAAACCUCACUAUUGAUCUUCCAAGUUCCAAUUGGAGUAGUCCUCUCCAAGAUUUGUAUUUAGUUGAUAUGGACCAAGAUUUGUAUUUAGGUGAUAUGGAUUGCGGAAGGCGAUUGCGAGAGUCUAUAGGAGAUCUAAAGUCAUUACAGUAUCUGAGCCUUGGCUGCAACUUGGAAGGUUCCAUUCCAGCUUCCAUAGGGAACUUAUCUCAACUUACUUACCUAAGCCUCUCUUAUAACAAUCUUAGCGGGCAAAUCCCAUCAUCACUUGCAGACCUCACACAACUUACCUGUCUUUACCUUUCCAAUAAUCAGUUUUCUGGUCCCAUUCCAGCUUCCAUAGGUAACUUAAGGCAACUUACUAGCCUAGACCUCUCUUCUAACAAUCUUAGCGGACAAAUCCCAUCAUCACUUGCAGACCUCACACAACUUACCUAUCUUGACCUUUCCAAUAAUCAGUUUUCUGGUCCCAUUCCAGCUUCCAUAGGUAACGUAAGGCAACUUACUAGCCUAGACCUCUCUUUUAACAAUCUUAGCGGACAAAUCCCAUCAUCACUUGCAAACCUCACCCAACUUACCUCUCUUGACCUUUACAAUAAUCAGUUUUCUGGUCCCAUUCCAGCUUCCAUAGGUAACUUAAGGCAACUUACUAGCCUAGUCCUCUAUUCUAACAAUCUUAGUGGACAAAUCCCAUCAUCACUUGCAAACCUCACCCAACUUACCUAUCUUUCCCUUUCCGAUAAUCAGUUUUCUAGUCGCAUUCCAGCUUCCAUAGCUUCCAUUGGUAACUUAUCUCAACUAACUUACUUAAUGCUCUCUUCUAACAAUUUUAACAGACAAAUCCCAUCAUCACUUGCAAACCUCACCCAACUUACCUAUCUUUCCCUUUCUUAUAACUUACUUAAUGGCACGUUGCCACCUUGGAUUUUCACCCUACCUUUGUUAGAGUACUUGUUUCUUAGUCAUAACCAAUUUCAAGGUCAAAUAAAUCAAUUCCGGCCAAACUCCAUGUUCUCGGCGUUUCAAAAUCUCAAAAUUCUUGACCUUUCUCAUAACAGCUUAAUUGGGAAGAUUCCAAAUUGUCUUCCUAAGUCUCUCUCAGUGUUGAAUUUGCAGGCCAAUUACUUUGAUGGAAAUAUAGCAUUUGGGUUUCCAGAGGGCUGUGGAUUACGAAAUCUCAACUUACAUGGAAAUCAAAUGGAUGGCUUAUUACCAAGGUCUUUGGUGAAUUGUCGCAUGUUAGAGGUUCUAGACGUUGGCAACAACAACAUAGGUGGUACAUUCCCUCAUUGGUUGGAAUCUCUACUAGACCUUCAAGUGCUUGUCUUAAGGUCCAACAAGUUCCACGGUUCUGUGCAGAGCACCAAACAAAGUCCAUCUUUUCCUAAGUUGCGAGUUUUGGACCUCUCCAGCAAUGAUUUUCGUGGCCCUUUGCCUGUUCGGUACAUUGAAAAUUUUAAAGCGAUGAUGGACCUUUAUAGAGAUGAGGAUUCUCCGGAAUACAUGAAUGUCAGUUCUUAUCAAUGUUCAGUGGUUGUGACAUGGAAGGGAUUCGACUAUGAGCUGCCGGGAAUCUUGACCGUAUUCAGUAGUAUUCAUCUCUCAAAUAACAUGUUUGAGGGAGAAAUUCCAGAUGUUAUUGGAAAGCUUAGUUCUCUCAAAGGGCUUAAUCUUUCUCAUAACAACCUUACUGUUCAUUUGAGAUCGUUAAGCGUAGAAAGCAAUCAUCUGGGUGGUGACCAAGGUGAGGUUUUAGGCCUGGAUUUGGAGUCUCUGAAGAUUUUGCUGAAGCGGGGAGUCUUUAUUGGGGCAAUGCUUUAUUGUCUUUUGGUUUUCGCGUGCAAGAGAGUGCUCGCGGUGGAGGGAGUGGUGAAUGUCGUACGGAGUGAUUGAGCGGUGGGCAUUGCUGUUGAGGAAUGCGUGGCCUACGGUUUCUAUGGUUCUUAAGAUUUUCAAAGAGCAAGGUGUGAUUUUGACUGCACUUUUGGGUCUAUCUGCAUUCUUCUCAAUGGCGGAGACUUCUAUAACUACACUCUGGCCAUGGAAGGUUUGCUUUCUUGGUUUGAAGAUUGAUAGCUCUUAUAAUUAGUGAAUAGCAAUUGAAAUCUGAGUUUGUGCCUUGUCUGCCUCUUUUUGUGCUCGUAUGUAACUCAUUGUGAAUUUGUAGUAAAUUAGAGUAAAAGGCUUAAAUUUGUUUCAGGAUAAAUCUCUUUAAGUUAGCUCCUGAGUUGUAGAGUUUGUUGUUACAAAGUUUUGUGCUUCCUUUGUAAACAAUAAAGGAAGAAUGAAUAAGAAAUCAUGUUGGGUAACUCUAAUAGACUGUAGAAUGAUCA